Molecule: messenger RNA, 2045 nt
Organism: Gossypium raimondii (Peruvian cotton)
Lineage: Eukaryota; Viridiplantae; Streptophyta; Magnoliopsida; Malvales; Malvaceae
Product: ABSCISIC ACID-INSENSITIVE 5-like protein 5
Exons: 4
Coding region: 495-1766 (423 amino acids)
Biological process (GO): positive regulation of DNA-templated transcription
Cellular component (GO): nucleus
Molecular function (GO): DNA-binding transcription factor activity
Source: RefSeq, a predicted model, not a curated record
CUUUUUUAAUUUCUCUCUCUAACUUUAGCACUGUGUUUCUUUGUCUCUCUAGCUAGCUAUAGCCCAUUCUUCUCUUUGCCGUGUUCCACUUUUUUAUUUCAUUUAGAAAAUUGGUUUUCUUUUGAAUAAUUAAUCGACUCAUAUGUAGUAUCUGAUUUUUUAAUUUUUUGCGGGUGUGGCUUGUUAAAUUUCUUGAGCACAUUGGAAUGUUAGGUGUUACUAGCACUUGCAGAACAAAAAAAGAAAGAGUUGGUCUUUACAUCCCCUUUUGUGUUCAUGUUUUUUUUAUUGUUUUUCUUAGCUAAAGAAUUACUGUAUAGAUCUUGAUUUUUGGGUUUUUCCUUCUUCUUUUUUCAACGUGUACUUCCCAAAUAUAGAAAUAUGUAAAUCUUUCAAACUGCAUGGGAUUUAUUUUCAUUGAAGUAGUAGUUAAGGACUUUUAUAUAGCAUAGUUUUUAGGAUCAUUUCUUUGACACUAUUCUAUACAGAUUUUAAUGGGGACUAACAUGAACUUUGGAAGUAACCCACCGCCGUCAGGUGAUGGCGGCGGGAACAAACCGCCGGGCAAUAACCUGCUAACUAGACAGCCGUCAAUCUAUUCUCUAACCUUUGAUGAGUUUCAAAGCACUAUGGGUGGAAUAGGCAAAGAUUUUGGGUCAAUGAACAUGGAUGAAUUGUUGAGGAACAUUUGGAGUGCUGAAGAAAUUCAAACAAUGGCGUCUUCCGGUGGUGUCCUAGAGGGAAAUGGAGGGUUACAAAGGCAAGGCUCUUUGACUCUGCCAAGAACACUUAGCCAGAAAACAGUUGAUGAAGUCUGGAAAGAUAUUUCAAAGGAGUAUUCAUUGGGGAAAGACGGUAUUGGAGGUGGAGGAGGCACUAAUAAUAUGCCACAAAGGCAGCAAACUUUAGGAGAGAUGACUUUAGAGGAGUUUUUGGUGAGGGCUGGUGUGGUAAUAGAGGAUACCCAAUUGGCUGGGAAGGUUAAUAAUGAGGGGUUCUUUGGUGGGAAUAAUACUGGUUUUGAAAUUGGGUUUCAACAAGGUGGUAAAGGUCCAAAUUUGAUGGGAACUAGGAUUCCUGAUGGUGGUAACCAAAUUAAUAUUCAGGCUUCCAAUUUGCAUCCUAACGUUAAUGGAGUUAGAUCAAACCAGCACCAGUUGGCUCAGCAGCACCAACACCAACAACCAAUCUUUCCUAAGCAAACAGGGGUGGGAUAUGGAGCUCAGAUACCUUUACAAAGUGGUGGUCAGUUGGGGAGUCCUGGAAUUCGGAGUGGAAUGCAUGGGAUUGGGGAUCAGGGAAUAAGUAAUGGUCUGAUUCAGGCAGGUGCACUGCAAGGUGGAGGGAUGGGGAUGGUUGGUUUAGGAGGGGCGGUAGGUGUUGCGACCGGAUCACCUGCUAACCAGGUUUCGUCAGAUGGGAUUGGGAAGAGCAGUGGAGAUACUUCAUCAGUUUCCCCAGUUCCUUAUGUGUUUAAUGGAAGCAUGAGGGGUAGGAAAUACAGUGCGGUGGAAAAGGUUGCUGAGAGGAGGCAAAGGAGAAUGAUAAAGAACAGAGAAUCAGCUGCAAGAUCACGAGCUCGCAAGCAGGCUUAUACAAUGGAAUUGGAAGCAGAAGUUGCAAAGCUAAAAGAGGAGAAUCAAGAAUUGCGGAAGAAACAUGCAGAAAUCAUGGAAAUGCAGAAAAAUCAGGUCAUUGAGAUGGUGGAUAUGCAACAAGGAGCUAAGAAGCGAUGCCUACGAAGAACCCAGACCGGUCCUUGGUGAAAGUAAAUCAUGUUUACGAAGAAGCCUGUGAUUCGUGGUUAAAUUAUGCGUGGCAGGUAGUUGUACAUAUUUAAGUGGCAAGGAUGGUUGUUCUAUCUUUAGGUUUGGAGUGAUGAAUUAGUGCUGUAGCCUGUAGUGUAGAAUAAGGAUCUUCCAAUAUUUGCAAUAAUUUUUUUCCUGCUCCCACAAGGAUGAUGGUUCAUUUAGUUACACCAUAUCUGUAAAUUUCCGAAUAUCCCCAACAUCAAUUGAACUAAUUUGAGUUUAUUUCAUGAAAAA